AAUACUGUGCAGCUGAGGAGCUCACUAGCGAUGGUACAGGCUCUGUGUGCCGAAAUAUCAACGUUUGGGCUUUUCUGACCAGGAUUCGAGAAAAACGUUGAAACCCAAAAUGAGCAUCGUCUCCUAACUGGACCAGACAAUGGAAGUCGCUUCCUGCAGCACUAACAAUUCACCCCUGGGAGACAAGUACGUACUAAAUCAGACUACCUCGGCCAGAGGUAGCUAAACUAACGCGUGGUUCAGAAGCAGCACAUUUCUUUAGUGGGGAUGCGUGUAAAAAGGAGCGCGGAGGAAAAGAGCAGACGCGUAUGUGUAGAUGCUACUGAAUGACUUUGGAGACAUUCCGGCGCUUCGAGGAGAUAUAGUGCAUAGUUUCGGUUGUUCUGAAUGUUUGCGAUGGAGCGUCUUUGAAUUUUCUUGCAUUUAAUGCUUCUAUGGAUCGUCCGGAAUGAACGUCUGAAUUUAGUUUUUUUUUUUCCUUUUUUUUUUCCUCUCAGCGCUGUUUCUUCCACCUGCAAUUCCGCAACCCGCGUGAAACAGGAGCUCCGCUUCACCUGACGUUACACAGCCUCGCAUCGGGAAGAUGACCAGCUCGUCUGCAUCCUCCUGAGAUUUCUUUGGCCUUUCUGGGAAUCCGAAACAAGCAAAGGACGACUUGUUCACGUCAGAAGUGAGAGAAGAAGGAAUUGUAGCGUGCACUGAGCUGUAGCGAACUACAUCCACACAUCUCCAACCUGACACAAUGUUCGCACUCGGGAUAUAUUUGUGGGAAACUAUUGUAUUUUUCAGCUUGGCAGCGUCCCAACAAGCAGCAGCUCGGAAAGCUGCCACCCCAAUGCCUCCGUCAGAAUUCCUGGACAAGCUUAUGGGAAAAGUGUCCGGUUAUGAUGCAAGAAUCAGACCUAAUUUCAAAGACCCGCAAGGCCCCAAAUCGGAUGGUACUCACAAGAAAGGUCCACCUGUGAACGUAACAUGCAACAUUUUUAUUAACAGUUUUGGAUCCAUUGCUGAAACAACAAUGGAUUACAGAGUGAACAUUUUCCUGAGACAGCAGUGGAACGACCCUCGGCUGGCCUACAGCGAGUAUCCCGAUGACUCCCUUGACCUUGAUCCCUCCAUGUUGGACUCCAUUUGGAAACCCGAUCUGUUCUUUGCCAAUGAAAAGGGAGCCAAUUUUCACGAGGUUACUACUGACAACAAGCUUCUGAGGAUCUCCAAAAACGGGAAUGUUUUGUACAGUAUAAGAAUAACACUGAUUCUGGCCUGCCCCAUGGACCUGAAGAAUUUCCCUAUGGAUGUGCAGACCUGUAUAAUGCAGCUGGAGAGCUUUGGCUACACAAUGAACGAUCUUAUAUUCGAGUGGGACGAGAAGGGAGCCGUGCAGGUAGCAGACGGACUGACUUUACCUCAGUUUAUAUUGAAGGAAGAGAAGGAUCUGCGCUAUUGCACCAAACACUAUAACACAGGGAAGUUCACCUGCAUAGAGGCUCGUUUCCACCUGGAGAGACAGAUGGGCUAUUAUCUGAUCCAGAUGUACAUUCCCAGUCUUCUGAUCGUCAUUUUGUCUUGGGUUUCCUUCUGGAUCAACAUGGACGCUGCUCCUGCCCGUGUUGGCUUGGGCAUCACUACUGUGCUGACCAUGACCACCCAGAGCUCAGGAUCUAGAGCUUCUCUUCCCAAGGUCUCGUAUGUGAAAGCCAUUGACAUUUGGAUGGCAGUGUGCCUUCUCUUUGUCUUCUCUGCACUGCUGGAGUAUGCGGCCGUCAACUUCAUUGCACGCCAACACAAGGAGCUGCUGCGCUUCCAUAGGAGGAGAAGGCAUCUUAAGGAGGACGAGGCGGGAGACGGCCGGUUCAGCUUCGCCGCCUACGGCAUGGGUCCGGCGUGCCUCCAGGCCAAAGACGGCAUGGCCAUCAAGGGCAACAACAACAACGCGCCCACCUCCACCAACCCCCCUGAGAAGACCGUGGAGGAGAUGCGCAAGCUCUUCAUCAGCCGCGCCAAACGGAUCGACACGGUGUCGCGUGUGGCCUUUCCACUGGUCUUCCUCAUUUUUAACAUUUUCUACUGGAUCAUUUACAAGAUCAUACGCAGCGAGGAUGUUCACAAGCAGUAAAGAGAUGCGAACCCAUCCGCCUCCACGUCCCACCGUGCCCGCCUUCCUCUCACUGCAGCGCUCUCACUCGAGUCCCCAGCAGAGGUAUUUAUUCCUUUUUUCGUCUCUUUCUCUCCUGUCCUCCUGAAUAAUCCGGACCUGUGCAAUAGCAAUGCAGUAAAAUGCAUGAUAAAUGAAUGUGGCAAUAUAUUUACUAAAAAAAAUGAAAAUGACUAAAGGUAAAUAUUCAACUUAAGAACUUCUGAACGGAUGACUGGCAAUCCAAGAGGAAAACUUGUAAAACUUUUUUUUGCAACUUGAAGACGUACUGUAUUGGGAGAAUACUGAAAAACAUUACUGCUGUAAUAUAUCGUAUAUUUAAAUGAUAAUACUUCAGUCACUGAAAAGGAACCAUUUUUGGUCUUCUCGAGGCAGUUUGGGGCUUCCAUGAAUACACAGUGAAAAUGUUGUCCUGGGGUCUGACGAUGUUUCAUUCUGAUAUCGAUUAUUAAUGGGUCUUGAUGAUUGCCAGUGAAAAAUAUAUAUUUAUUCAAGUUACGAUAAAUGUGUUCCUCUAUCUGUGCUCAUUUUUUCAGUUUGGUUUUGUUUGAAACGUCAGAUUAUGUUCUGCUCAUGUGCCAACAUCAUCCUUUAGGUUGACCAAAAAAAUUACUCCAUUUAAUCAUUCAUGUUUACACCUUUUGGAUAUGUAAGCUGAAUAAACAAAUUAAAUAUUAAAUAUUAGUAUAUGUAAAAUAAAACAUACUUUUAACUCUCGCCAUUCCUUGGUUUUGGCAUUUUCACCAUUUCAGAAUAUGUCCGAAACGUGCAGAAGGAAAAGCUGAGGGAUCUUUCAUAACUCAUAUUUCAUACAGUGUUAUUUUUCUAAACGUGGUUUAGCUGUACAGCCAGUGCCAUGAUAACAGAUCUAUAUUUCCAACCAAAUGUAUAUUACAGUGAUUUUUCAGUCUAUAUGUGUAAACACUGCAUUGUGCAACAGAAUAAACAAUGCACAAAGGUUUAGUUUACGAUAUUUAGGAUGCAUCUUCAUCUGGCUUCUCUAUGCAAUAAUCGGAUAUGCAAUUAUUUCCAGUGUUCAUCAUGUCGAAUAGGCCAUUUUAUUCUGAAGGCCCCCCAAAAAAAUGCUAUUUCAUACAUGUACAAUUUUCUCUUCCAGUCAUGCUCAUUUGCUGUCGAUGCAUGGCUAGGGGUUUUUCUGUGGCGCAGAUGAUAUAGAUGUCAUUUUUCACUUUUGUAAUGUUUUGUUUGACUGCCGAACUGAAGAGAAACAGUGUUAUAUAAAGUGAGCAUGUGUCAGGCUCUGUGAUAGAUGCUCUGUGCAAGAUUUUGCCAUGCGUUACAUUCUUUGUGUGUGUGUGUGUGUAACUUUGUUUGUUUAAAACCAAAGAACAGUUUUGUUACUCUGUUGUCAUUGCCUUUCAGGUUUUCAUAUUUCAUAACUUGUGUUCAUUUCAUCCUGUUUGAUGAGACACUGACCAAUUUUGUAAGGCCUGUAACAUUUGUAAUUUAUUCUGUUUUUCACACGUAUUCAAGAAAACCCAACUAGAUAGAUUUUGUGACGGCAAAAUAUUACCAAGAAAUACAAACUUGCAUUUUGGUCUAAAAAAUGGUAUCAUGAUCUUUUGAUGUAUGUGUAAAAUUUGAGUUAAGAAUGAAGCUUGGAAUUAAUUGUUGAUUAAUGGCACAUUUUAUGUAUUUAAUAAUUAUUUGUUAUAUUUUUAUUAAUUUUUUUAUUAAUUUUUCUAUUUAAUAAUUGAAAUGACCAGGCACCAUGGUAUAUUUAAAGGGCUAAUUUUGAUUAUUAAUGUCAAAUCUUCUCCCUUAAAUGAAUUGGCUUGUGAUGCAGUGCUCUGAAAACUGGUUUACACCUCACCGAUGAAGACCCUGGUUUUUCCACGACAUAUUAGACCUCGCUGUAUGUUGCAUUAAGCAGAAACUGAAUUCUGCUCCAGUUGCUCCCCAGAAGUUCAAGGAGGAAGAUCGUUGUAAUGUGAAUCGCUCUCCACACGCUUACCUCCACGGGCCGCACAAUGUAGCAUUUCACACAUCAUUUGAAUGUUCACACAUGAUGAAUAGUGCUGAAGGAGUGUUCACGAGCGGAUCUGUAACAUUGCAAACAAUAUUAAUCAUUGUUAUUUCAAACGAGUCCUUCUUCCAGCGGGUUACACUUCAUCUGUGAGACUGAUAGAGGCACACGAUGUAUAAAAUACAUCACAGUGUACAGUGUGGAAAGUGAUAAAGUUACUUUAUACACUUGAUGUGCUCAUUCUCGACUCAAAUAUGUAGUCAAAAACACGUGUAGAAAUAUGUUGCUGUUAAUGACUGAUUUCUUUAUUAAUGAACCCUGCUUAAGGCUACUCAUGACGUCACGGGACUGUCCCGUGUGUAAAUGACAGAAGUGAUGCCCCGGGUCUUUACUCACACCACAUGCUACAUGCAAUAUACAAGACAACUUAUAACAAAUAAUAAAACUGGCUCGGGAACACAAGAACAGUGUGAUGUGAAAUACAUGCAUUAUGAAAAUACGAUUUCUUCUUUGGUUUAAUAAUCAUGAAAAUAUCAAUUUAAUGUCCUGAUGGUUUUAAUUCACUUGUUCUUUGGUUAUUUUGAUUAAUGAUUUUAGAGCAAAUGCCCAGGAAACGUUGAUCUCUGAGUGACGAGGGACGUGGCGAUCAUAUGUAACCUGAAUGCAGAACUGUGGGUACAUUUUUAUUUUUGCACAAGUUGGUAUGGCCUUAAUUUUGGGGUUUUUUGCUUCUAUUGUGUAUUGGCACAAAGUGCAUCUCUUCAUUCGCUUUUCGUCAUAAUCCCAAUGCACUUCCAAGCAGUGAAAAGAACAGCAAAUUCUUAUUUUUAUGUUCCAAUACUAAAACGUGGAAUUUUGCAUGAAUAGAAUUAAAUGGCAGAUAUUUUUUGGCUUGUACAGAAAAUGUGAGCAAUUUGAAGAAAAAAGGAAUGUACCAUAUCUGCUAUAUAUGUAUAUAACACAAUAUUUAUUGAAAUAUGUCAUAAUGCUAAAUCUAAUUCUACUAUUAAAGUUUUUCUGAACUAAAACAUCUGAAGGGUUUGUGAGAACUGUGAU
This is a messenger RNA of Carassius gibelio (silver crucian carp), 5198 nucleotides long. RefSeq names its product glycine receptor, alpha 1 (gene glra1). The record is from RefSeq and is a predicted model, not a curated record. The coding region runs from base 743 to 2116 and encodes 457 amino acids. Gene Ontology annotation, molecular function: transmitter-gated monoatomic ion channel activity; transmembrane signaling receptor activity; extracellularly glycine-gated chloride channel activity. Gene Ontology annotation, biological process: chloride transmembrane transport; signal transduction; regulation of membrane potential. Gene Ontology annotation, cellular component: synapse; postsynaptic membrane; plasma membrane. NCBI's taxonomy places the organism in Eukaryota, Metazoa, Chordata, Actinopteri, Cypriniformes, Cyprinidae. The transcript has 10 exons.